AUGCUCGUUGAAUUCAUACAUCACAGGAGCAGAUUCAGGAUCACCCCAAGUACGAGCUCAAUAACAUUCGACUGGUUAAUGCAUUGCUGUACGUGUGGCUCUGGAGAGGCCAUAUUUCACGACUUCUUACGUCUCCAACUGACAUGCUUGGCCGGGAUAGAGCAUCGACAUUGGAUCUAUACAACUCACUGUCCUAGCCUGUCUUUCUCGGUGAAGAAAAAGUAUAGGAGCUUUAUUCUUCGCCUAGAAUAA
Messenger RNA from Cylicocyclus nassatus, 252 nucleotides. The record is from the annotation of a GenBank genome assembly. NCBI's taxonomy places the organism in Eukaryota, Metazoa, Nematoda, Chromadorea, Rhabditida, Strongylidae.